AUGUAUUUGAAUUUAUAAAAUAAUACUUAUAAAUUUUAUUCUUUCCGACUGGCAGUGUCUUAAUUGAAAGCAAUUGCAGUACACAAAUCGAAUUUCAACGAAAUAUUGAAAAGAACUAGAAAUAUUUUCAAACUAUGAGUUUAGAAGAAAAUCCAGAUCUUACCGGUGAGGUUGAGCUUGAGCCUGAGCCGAGUAUUUUAGUGACACCACUUGCACCUUAUAUAACUCCUCCACCACCUCCUAUUAAGGAAGAGAGUGAUGAAAAUAUGGCUGCUGCUAGCAAAGAAUUAGCCACCAAUUCAGAUGUAAAGGAUAAGCCUGCGACUACAUCGGAAGAUGGUAUCUUUUCCAUUAUGUAUACCAUAUGCAAGAAAGUCGCUAUAGUGGGUUCAAUAUAUCUGGUUGGACGUAUGGGUUGGUCUGUGGCAUGGCUGAUUGCACCAGUAAUAUUUUCAGUAGCACGCGAUCAGUUCCGAAAAACUACCGAACAUAAACGCAAUAUUGCCAAGGCUUCAGCCUUAGCUAAUGAAAAAGAUGUAAUUUUGGCACGUAUUGAUGAGCUCCCCGCAUGGGUUUACUUCCCCGAUGUUGAACGUUGUGAAUGGGUAAAUAAAAUUCUGAAGCAAGUAUGGCCAAAUGCCAACCAUUAUGCCCGAACCUUAGUCAAGGAGACAAUUGAACCCAAUGUAGCCGCCGCCUUGGCGUACAGAAAAAUAAAUGGUUUCCGGUUCGAUCGCAUAAUUUUGGGAACAAUCCCACCUCGCAUUGGCGGUGUCAAGGUUUAUGAUAAGAACGUCGAUCGCAAUGAAAUAAUUAUGGAUUUAGACUUGUUUUAUGCCAGUGAUUGCGAUAUUAACUUCUAUAUUAGCGGCGUAAAAGGAGGAAUAAAAGAUUUCCAAAUUCAUGGCUGGGUACGUGUGGUAAUGAAACCACUAAUUAGAUCAAUGCCAUUGGUAGGAGGCCUACAAAUAUUUUUCCUUAAUAAUCCCAACAUUGAUUUCAAUUUGGUUGGUGCACUUGAUUUUAUGGAUAUGCCAGGUCUAAGUGAUCUGUUGAGACGCAUAAUAGUUGAGCAGAUUGGUGCUGUUAUGGUGCUGCCAAAUAAAUUGGCAAUUGCGAUGAGUGAUGAGGUCCCAGCUACAACGCUUAAAAUGCCACAACCUGAAGGUGUUUUACGUAUACACGUAGUCGAAGCAAAGAAUUUGAUGAAAAAGGAUAUCGGUGUCUUAGGUAAAGGCAAAUCUGAUCCUUAUGCGCUUAUUAAUGUUGGAGCACAAGAAUUCAAGACACAGAUAAUUGAGAACAACGUCAAUCCCAAAUGGGACUAUUGGUGUGAGACUGCGGUACUUGUUAAUGCCACCUUAAAGCAAGAAAUCUGCUUUAGAAUUUGGGACUCUGAUCAAGGAAACGAAGAUGACUUUUUGGGCAGAGCUACCGUAGAAGUUGCGAAUAUCGUCAAGAGAGGUGUCCUUGAUACAUGGCUCACAUUGGAGGACGCUAAACACGGUUUACUACAUAUACGUGUGCAAUGGUAUUCAUUAACUUCUGAUCCAGCUGAUUUGAAAUUGGCUCUACAAGAAACUCAACUCUUACGUGUGACUUCAAUGAGUACCGCACUGGUUACAGUCUUCAUAGAUUCGGCCAAAAAUCUUAAGCAAGCUCGUUCCAAUUCACGACCUGAUCCUUAUCUUGUGUGCAGUGUUGGUAAACACAAAGAACAAACGGCUAUGAUUAUGCGAGAUGAUUCACCAGUUUGGGAGCAAGGUUUUACUUUCCUAGUGGCAAAUCCAGAAAAUGAUACAUUGCAAAUUAAGAUUUUCGAUCAAAAGACCGGUAGCGAAAUCGGUCAAUUUGCUUAUAUAUUGGGUGCUUUGUUAACAAAGAAGAAUAUGGAAAUAGAAUCACAGCCAUUCCAGUUACAAAAAUCAGGCCCCGAAUCUAAGAUAAUCAUGUCACUUGCACUUAGAAUUUUAAAAUAUGCUAACCCAGUUGAGGAAAAUGAUGUUAACGAAAUCGGAAUCGGAACCACACCACCUGCAGCUACACCUGCUGCAACCAAUACAAAUAUUACACGUUCUAGUUCUGUAAAAUCUACUACACCAGAAAGCAUUUCAAACAAGGACUUACAAUCUCAAGCUAGUCGCACUUCAAUGGAUACGCCAAUUAUUGAAGAAGACAAUACUUUAAAAGUUUCUUCGACUUCAUCUUCGAUUUCACCUUCACCACCGCGUACACCUUAUAGUGCUGCAUUAGCAGCUGGUGAGGCUGUACUAACUCAUCGUAUGCCUGAUACGACUUCAACCGCAGGUGAAUAUGGUCUUGGCCGCAUACAAUUGUCUAUACGCUACAGUGUACAACGUCAACGAUUAGUGGUUACAAUACACAAAAUAAUGCACAUACCUCUUGAUGAUCCAUCAAAUAUACCAGAUCCUUAUGUAAAAUUAUAUUUACUGCCCGGACGUAGCAAGGAAUCUAAACGAAAAACUAGUGUCGUGAAGGAUAAUUGUAAUCCGGUAUAUGAUGCUACAUUCGAAUAUUUAAUUUCUACAGCCGAACUUAUGCAAACAGAAUUGGAAGUUACCGUCUGUACACAAAAAGGGUUCCUCAAAGGCGGAAGUCCAAUUAUUGGAAUGCUUAAACUAUCUCUCAAUGAAGCCGAAAUCUCCGGUAAUGGUGUUAACUCUUGGUUUGAUUUGGUUCCCGAAAUGAAACAUGACUGAACGGAUGUACACGUGAAGGAAUUUUUGAAAUCGGUUAAAGCAACUUUUUGAAUCUCUCAUGCAACUCUUCAUGUUAAAUUGCACUGCUUUAAUUUGAGGAGCUGUGCUGUCUACCAAUUCUCAAGGCGGAAACCUUUUUUAAAUAUAUAUAAAUUUUUUGUUAAAUUAUUUAUUUUAUGUAACUAAAACUGUGCCUAUUCUAAAUUGUCUUUUAAUCAAAUAUUUAGAAAUAUUUUAAAUAAUAUUUUUUUUAGAAUUAUGUGCCUUUAUAUUUGGCUUUUUGUAAUUUGUCGUAAAAAUUCCUUAUUAAAUGCGAAGGUAUAAUCAUCAUCAAAUUAAAUUUUUAAAAUUUUCUUUCUAAUCCUUCUUUGUAAUGAU
Molecule: messenger RNA, 3098 nt
Organism: Teleopsis dalmanni
Lineage: Eukaryota; Metazoa; Arthropoda; Insecta; Diptera; Diopsidae
Gene: Esyt2
Product: extended synaptotagmin-2
Exons: 11
Coding region: 135-2720 (861 amino acids)
Biological process (GO): lipid transport
Molecular function (GO): lipid binding
Source: RefSeq, a predicted model, not a curated record